AUGGCGGGUUGCUGCAUUCAGGGCAAUGCGCCCGGCGCCCCAGGGUAUUUGCCGCCUCAUCUGUUCCUGCAGCAGCAGCAGCAACAGAAGCAGCAGCAGCAGCAGCAGCAGCGUCGCUUAAUAAGGGGAGCCCCACCAGCAGCAGCAGCAGCAACAACAGACCUUGCUGCUGCUGCUGCUGCCGCCACUCGCUUGGAAAAGCACCGGGAGCACUUCUCAGCAGCAGCAGCAGCACGAAAAGCAGCGAAAACUGAGCUCGCUGCUGCUGCUGCUGCUGCUGAUCCUGCUGCUGCUGCUGAUCAUGAGUACGAAGUCUCUCCUGAGGUCACGAAGCUAGCAGCAGCAAUUGCUGCUGCAGCACCAGCAGCAGAUUUGCUGUCAGUUGAAAAGGCCCUCAUAAGCCUAGCCAUGCUCAACUCUGAAACUGAAGAAGAGCAGCAGCAGCAGCAGCAGCAAGAGCAGCAGCAGCAGCAAAAGCAGCAAGAGCAGCAGAAGCAACAGCAACAAAAGCAGCAAGAGCAGCACCAACAGCAGCAGCAGCAGCAGCAACGGGCGCCGCGUCGUCUGUGGCACAUUGAGGGCCUUCCCGUUCUUGCUGCUGCUCCUGCUGCUGCUGCUGCGCCUACUGCUGCUGCUGCUGCUGCUGGCUGCGGACAGAAGGAAGCAAGCAGCAAAUCAGGAAAUGAAAAAGGAGACAGUGCCGCAGAUAGCUGCAGCCGAGAAAGAGGAUUCCUGUCUGCUGCUGCUGCUGCAGCACAGGAGGAGACAGAAGAGACGCAGAGAGCCCACUUUGAGGUUUGGAGGCAGGGGCACCUCUUCCUUAAGAAGCCUGAGUGCAUCAUUGUGCUGCUGCUGGACCUGCUGACUCUCGAGCUGCCGGCCGAAGCAGUGAGGUGUAUAUACACUCCAAACCCCUUAUUUGCUGCUGUCAAUAAAACCGAUUUGCUGCCGAAAAGUCCGCAGCAGCUCAAAGGCGGCGGCCCCGCCCACGCGCUGCAGCAAGCCGUGCUGCAGCUACUCCGCAGCAGCAGCAGCAGCAGCAGCAGCAGCAGCAGCAGGAGAGGCGGCAAGAGCCCUGUGGGGGGGAAAGUCCAUCUAGUGAGCAGCAAGACAGGGAGCGGGUUGGACGCAUUAUUUGCUGCUGCUUUCGAAGCAGCAGCAAAAACAAAAAGAGACAUUUAUUUGCUGGGUGCUGCAAACUGCGGAAAAAGUUCUGUUUGCAAUUGGCUUAUUAGGAAGUAUGGCAGCACCCACAAGGAAGAGAUUGCUGCCUAUUUGGGGGCAGCGCCGCUGCACAGCAGCAGCAUGCGGCUGCAGCAGCAGCAAGCAGUAGCAGCAGCAGACUUCUGCUGCAUUACAAACAACAGUGCUGCUUCUGUCUUUCUGACUUUCAUGAUCAGCAAAAACAUAAAUCUCCGAAUACUUGGCAAGCGCAACUUGCUGCUGCUGCAGCAGCUGCAGCAGCAGUUGCACGAGCAGCAGCAGCAGCAGCUGCUGCUGCAGCAGCAGGCGCUGCAACCAGAACAGCUGGACGGGCAGCAGCAGCAGCAGCAGCAACUGGAACAGCUGCAGCAAAACAGUGAACUGGCGCAGGGGAUAACGAAGCAGCAGCAGCAACAGCACCAGCUGCAGCAGCAGCUGCAGCAGAUGUGCUCUCGCCACGGGGCCCCACAGCAGCAGGUGGCGCUUUCAGCAGCACAAACUUGA
Molecule: messenger RNA, 1707 nt
Organism: Eimeria tenella
Lineage: Eukaryota; Apicomplexa; Conoidasida; Eucoccidiorida; Eimeriidae
Exons: 6
Coding region: 1-1707 (568 amino acids)
Biological process (GO): regulation of transcription by RNA polymerase II
Cellular component (GO): nucleus
Molecular function (GO): transcription cis-regulatory region binding
Source: RefSeq, a predicted model, not a curated record